Chlorella variabilis is the source of this 1345-nucleotide messenger RNA. RefSeq lists its product as hypothetical. Gene Ontology annotation, cellular component: cytoplasm. The transcript has 9 exons. Gene Ontology annotation, molecular function: phosphatase activity. The coding region runs from base 118 to 1002 and encodes 294 amino acids. NCBI's taxonomy places the organism in Eukaryota, Viridiplantae, Chlorophyta, Trebouxiophyceae, Chlorellales, Chlorellaceae. The record is from RefSeq and is a predicted model, not a curated record.
GGGUCGCCACGGGUCUGCGUUCUGCCAUCGGCAGGGGCUACCGUGGGGGUUACCGUGGGGGCUACGGCUGGCGACCUUUGUUAUUGACUACGCACUGAAGGCAAGGUGGCAGGCGACAUGGCUGAGCCACACAGAGCUCUUCGUCAUGAGCAUGAUGAGGAUGGGAGCCACACAGAGCAUGCUGUGCCCCGCUUAAUGAUAGUUCCCCACCGACACACCAAGAUUAUCCACCUCAUUCGUCAUGGCCAAGGCUAUCACAAUGUGGCAGGGCAUGCAAAUCCUGAGGCUUACAAGUCCAUAGAUUUCAUGGACGCUCAUUUGACGCCCUAUGGCUGGGCCCAGGCGCGAAAGCUGAACAGUCACAUCAAGCAGCUGGGCAGCCGAUUCCGUGCUGAUGCCAUCAUCGUGUCCCCGCUGAUGAGAACGCUUGAAACAGCUGCGGGAGUGUUCGGCUCGGGGCUCUGGCAAGAGGACGACCUGCCGCCGCCGUUGAUGCUGCGGCAGUCGGAGGUACCUGGCAAGCGGGCGGCACAAGAGGCCAUUAGCGCCGCUGGGUGCCCGCCCCUUAUUGCUUGGGAGGGAUGUAGAGAGCAUCUGGGGCAGCACCCCUGUGAUAAGCGGCGGCCAAUCAGGGAGAUUGCGCCCCGCUUCCCCGCGGUGGAUUUCUCGCUGAUAGGCAGCGAUGAGGAUGUCCUCUGGCAGUCGGCAAACUGGCGAGAGAGCCAUGAGGAGAUCAGGCGACGGGGCGUGAAGUUAAUGCAUUGGCUGCAUCAGCGGCCUGAGUCACAACUUGCUGUCGUCAGCCACAGCUCAUUCCUCUUCUUUAUGAUGAGCGCCUUUGGUCACGCAGCAGCGCCCAGUGUGCAAAGCGAGCUACACAAGUGGUUUGAAACAUGUGAACUGAGGACAGUGGUGCUGGCGGACGAGGGCGGAGCGCACGGGCACGCCGACAUGCUGCACUUUCCCGGAGAGCACAGCGUCAACAUGGAGGAGGAGAGCUGAAGCUGUGACGGUGGCCAAUUUGCCAGCAGAACGGCUGACUCGGGCACUUGCCACAGUGGGAGAGCUCAGAGUUUCAAAGCGGCACCAGGGAUCUUGUCAGUCAAGUCGUCACAUACAAAAGGACAAGACGGAGCAAUGAUAAUUGACAGCAAAAGUCGGUAGUGGGAUUCACUCCUCGCCAAGCUCCUCCUCGCCCUUUUGCAGCUUGGGGUGGGUCUCCACCUGCACACAAGAGGUGGGCUGCCCUAGAAAGGUUACGCGUGAUGCCUUGAUGCAUCAUCGCUGUCGGCGGCAAGCGGUCGGGCACAGAUAGCCAGCAGGACAGAUUGCAAGAACAGUUGCG